GGCUCUCCCAACUUGACCAAAAAGAGAAGAACGCUGCGCUCAAAUCACGACAAGUGACGACACAAUUCAUAUAAAAAAGCUUGCAGGCCACCGGAGUUCGCGCCGCGAGGUGCCAGAGCCAGCAAGAACUGCAGCCUGCACUGCACCUCAGCCUCAGCGUCGCCGGUCACAGCGACAAGCGCAAAAAAUGGACGCCGGCCCGCAGCAGCACCAAGCCAUGGACGUCGACGCCGCCGACGCCCAGGCCCUGGCCAAGCAACUGAGGGCCCUCGACGCGAAGGAGCUGCUCGCCGUCGCGCUCGACGCCCUCAAGCGGGACGCGGCGCCGCUCGCCGCGGCGCUCGCCGCGCGCGAGUCGAAGCGGCCCAAGAAGCGGCGGCGCAAGGCCCAGAAGCCCAUGGACCUGACGAAGUAUGAGGCGCGCGACGUGGCGCUCUGGAUCGCCUACGACGGCGGCGCCUACCGGGGCUUCGCGGCCCAGGAGAAGGCCGAGGUCGACGUCGAUACCGUGGAGCGGCAGCUCUUCCAGGCGCUGGAGAAGACGUGCCUCGUGAGCGGCCGCGACGCGUGCGCCUACUCGCGCUGCGGGCGCACGGACAAGGGCGUCUCCGCCGCGGGGCAGGUCGUCGGGCUGCGCCUGCGGUCCGUCGCGCGCCGCGGGACGGCCUUCGAGCCCGCGACGCACCCGGGCGACGCGCUGGCGAACACGGAGCGGCGCGACGCGGAGACGGACGAAGUCGUCCCGAACACGCAGAAGCGCGAGCUCGACUACGUGGGCAUGCUCAACCGCGUGCUGCCCGACGACGUGCGCGCGCUCGCCUGGGCGCCGGUCGCCGAGGGCUUCUCGGCGCGCUUUUCCUGCGCGUCGCGCACGUACCGGUAUUGGCUCGCGCGGGAGAACGCCCACGGCCGGCCGCGCGACGUCGAGGCGAUGCGGCGCGCGGCGUCCAAGUUCGUGGGGGACCACGACUUCCGCAACUUCUGCAAGAUGGACGCGCGGCCGCGGCGUCUUGACCCGCUCCAUGCGCCGUCGCCGCGACUCGGUCGUCUCGAACGCAGGUCGUGCACGUGAGCAACUUCCGGCGCGAGAUCUACGCCGCCCGCGUCGAGGCGGCCGGGCCCGGGCUCCUGCGCUUCGAGGUCCACGGCCAGGCCUUCCUCUGGCACAUGGUGCGCUGCCUCGUCGCCAUCAUCGAGCUGGUGGGCGACGGCCUCGAGGCGCCGGACGUCGUCGACGCGCUGCUCGACGUCGCGCGGUCGCCGCGGCGGCCCCAGUACGCUUUAGCCGACGAGGCGCCUCUGGUGUUACACGACUGCGCCUUCGACACGGUGCGGCCGGUGCCGACGCCCGAGGCCCUGCUGCAGCUCCACGAGCACCUGACGCGCGAGCGGCACGCCGCGCGCGUGGCGCUUGCGCGCACGGAGAACCUGCUCGAGAAGCUCGACGGGUUCGGCGUGCGGGCCGCGGGCGCCGAGGUGCCGUGGGCCCGGGCGCGGCCGCCGCUGCUCGCCGCCGCGGACGAGCGGGCGCGCGCGGCGCACCGGCCGCUGCUCGCGCGCGAGGGCGGCAAGACCUACGAGGAGAAGGUCGCGGCCGCGCGCGAGAACCCGACGAAGCGCUCGAAGUUCGAGGCCUGCGCGUCGAAGCGGUCGGAGAACCGCGGGGGGUUCCACGCGGAGAAGCGGCGGUGUGGCUGACGACUGUUUUUUCUUGGCGUAAGUGUUUGUGUGCAAUCGAC
Pelagomonas calceolata is the source of this 1739-nucleotide messenger RNA. Lineage: Eukaryota; Pelagophyceae; Pelagomonadales; Pelagomonadaceae. The record is from the annotation of a GenBank genome assembly.